This is a messenger RNA of Gryllus bimaculatus (two-spotted cricket), 384 nucleotides long. NCBI's taxonomy places the organism in Eukaryota, Metazoa, Arthropoda, Insecta, Orthoptera, Gryllidae. The record is from the annotation of a GenBank genome assembly.
AUGUAUAGCACAACCACUGUCAGCGACCCAGCACUUCCGCUCGUGCUCGAAGGCCGCGAUGGCGACGGUGGCGGUGGCGGUGGUAAGUUCCGCGGCGCGGGUGACGCCAGCAGCGCCGCCGCCGCCGCCGCCGCCGCCGCCUUCAGAGCUUACUCGUCGGAGGCGCGCGCGGCGCGGCCGCAGUCCGGUGAGAUCACUGUCAGAGGCCGCACACGUGUAGAAGGCAGUUCUCCUCCGACGCCGGACCCACCGCACCAUGCUGCUGCUCCUACCCGCGGUGGCCUCCACGCUCCUGCUCGCGCUGGCGCCCGCCGGCACGCACGUCCACUUCCUGAUCAUUAUCCAAAACCACAGGGCUGGGGUUUACCUCGAGGCUUGGUGUAA